Messenger RNA from Mycena indigotica, 1212 nucleotides. RefSeq lists its product as uncharacterized. The record is from RefSeq and is a predicted model, not a curated record. The transcript is spliced from 5 exons. Bases 1 to 1212 code for a protein of 403 amino acids. NCBI's taxonomy places the organism in Eukaryota, Fungi, Basidiomycota, Agaricomycetes, Agaricales, Mycenaceae.
AUGACCGCCUCCGACGAUGACCUCGAGCUCUAUGGCAUGGACGACUACUCGCCGGCCUUCCUCGUCGCGCUCGACGCGGCGGAGGAGGCGUUUCCCUCCAGCUUCUGUGCGCCCCCGCCGAGCAGCUUGCCGCUACCUACACAGGUGUCGACCGCCAGCAAGGCCGAAGACGACGACGACGAUGACGACGAGUUUGGGUGGGACGCGAUGCCGUUGACACAGGAGAUGCAUGACGCGCUAGAGCAGAUGGAGGAGGCGUAUAUGGGCCGGUCGCAGAUGAGCGAGGACUCGGAGACGCUGGUGGGGGAGGGAGAGCGGAUGAGAAUGAGCGAUGUGGAGGUGCGGUCGGAGGAGGAAGAGUCUUUAGGGACAAGAGCAGUCAAGACGGAGGUCGAUUCAGAUAGUGAUGUGGAGAUAUGCUCCCCAGUCAAGCCAAGGCGGGUGGUCCUCAAACUCGGCGCUCCCUCCAAUCCCGUCUCGCGCAAGCGGAAGCGAGCGUCAACACCGUACCCGGUCGGGGACUCGGACGCAGAGUCGGACUUUUCCGACGAUAUGGACAUUUACACGCCCGCAGAGCGAAAACCGAUCAUCCCCCGCCGCAUUCACUCACCGAUCAGUCUCUCCAGCUCAUCCUCCCGCUCCCCAUCCCCCCCGCCGACACGUGCGCAACCGCCCGCCCCACCCCCAACUCAUCUCUCAGAGUUCUUCGGGUCGUUCCCGGAGUUCAAGUACGACCCCGCCGGGCCGUCGACGCAACAAUACGACGCGCUGCGGGACCUGUACCGCGCGCGCCGCGAGUGGAACCCCGAUGUCGCCAAGCGGGCCGCCGCCGCGUUCAAGACGGCGAUGACGAUGACGUUCACCGACCUCUACGGCGCGGAGAACUCGUUGGAAAACUGGCAGCGGCUCUGCGAGGAGGUCCGCGCCGAGCCCCUGCCCGGCACCAUCGGCGAGUGCCAGCAGGCGAUGCGCGAUGCGCACGUGAACCUGGUCGACCUCACCGACAAGGCGUACACAGGCAGGCCGGUCGUGCGGUUCCCCAGCGAGCAAGCGCUGGCGAGCUAUACGUUUGCGACGAAGAAGUUUUUCCCGCUUGAGAGGGCGCGGGAGAGCCCGCUGCUCAGGCUUCUUCUGCGCCACAUCCUGAGCCCGCGCGUGGAGGGACGGCCGCUGGCGGGCGGCCCACCAUGCAAGCGCCAACGGACGAUGUAG